AUGAGCCCCAGCCUCUCUCGGGAAGCGCCUGGCAGCAGUCCACUAGGCACAGAAGGUAGCUGCUACUGGACGACAGAGCUUGAUGGCGAGGUAAGGCUGCGCAUGAGCAAGAAUGUGGAGAAUGAGCCUCCGGUCACCGUGCCCGACCUAAUCAUGAGGGCUGCCACCAAGUACUCGCACUACCUGGCGAUAGGCUCCAAGUACAAGAAGAGCUGGCAGCUGCUCACCUACAUCGAAUACUACGAGGCCUGCCGACGCGCAGCCAAGGCCUUCCUCAAGGUGGGCCUGGAACGCUUCCAUGGUGUGGGCAUAAUGGGCUUCAAUUCCACGGAGUGGGUGAUUGCCAGCAUUGGAGCCAUCAUGGCAGGCGGCAUCUCUGUGGGUAUCCUGUGCAGCAUCUCACCCAAAGCGUGCCAGGUCAUUGCCGAAGCCUCCAAGAUGGACAUCAUCUUGGUGGACAAUGACAAACAGCUCCAGAAAGUCAACCAGAUCCAGGGCUACCUGAAGCAUCUCAAGGCCAUCAUACAAUACAGAGAAGACAUCCAGGAAGUACAGCCCAAUCUAUACUCGUGGAAAGGCUUCCUGGACCUCGCAGAUGGCAUCUCGGAUGAAAAACUGGACCAAAUCAUCGACUCACAGAAGCCUAACCAGUGCUGUGCUUUGGUGUACAACCAGGGCACCAUAGGGACCCCAAAGGUCAUGAUGCUCAGCCACGACAACAUCACAUGGACCACAGCAGCCACCGUUCAGAGCCUGGGGUACAAGUGUCCACCUGAUGGUCAGGAGGUCCUUGUGAGCUACCUGCCGCUCUGCUACGCUGGGGUCCAGAUCUUAGAUAUGUGGGUGGCCAUCUCCGUGGCUGGAACAGUCUACUUCCCCUCAUCGGAGGCAGGGAAGGGGAGUGGACCACCACAAGCCCCUGGCACAGGCUUCCUGACAGAGAUGCUCCGCGAAGUCCAGCCCACCACGUUCUGCGGCAUCCCGUGGGUGUGGGACCGUAUGCUGGACAACCUGAAGACCAAACACCUGGACUCCACCGCCUUCCGCAGGAAGAUCGACCGCUGGGCCAUGCGUGUGGGACUCAGCACCCACAGGAGGCGGCUGCAGGGGCAGGUCCACCAGCCACUGUGCUUCGGCAUGGCCAAGAGGCUGACCUUCGACCCUGCCAGGAAGUUCCUGGGUCUCAACCAUUGCCAGCAGUUCCUGAACCUGGGUCUGGGGCUGCCGAGGGCCACGGUGGACUUCUUCCUCGGCCUGAACAUCCCCAUCUUUCAGCUGUACGGCUUGACCGAGAGCAGUGGACUGCACACUCUGUCCAGCCACCAGGCUUUCCGACUCCUGAGCUGUGGGAAGGCACUGCCCAACUGUCACACAAAGGUGGAAAAAGAGAACCGCGAAGGCAUCGGAAAGUUGUCUAUGUGGGGCCGCCACAUCUUCAUGGGGUACCUCAAAGACAAGGCAAGCACGGAGAAGAUGAUGGACAACCAGGGCUGGCUACACACAAACGACCUGGGCUUCUUGGAUGUUGACAAGUUCCUCUAUGUCAUGGGGAACAUCAACGAUAUAAUCACGCUGAGUUCGGGCGAAAUGGUCAACCCGAGUCCCAUUGAGGAGCGAGUGAAGACGCGCAUCCCCAUUGUGCGCUACGUGAUGCUGGUGGGCCAGGAUGCCCCAUACCUGUGCGCCCUCCUCACGUUAAAGUGUCAGAUCAAUCCGGAGACUGGAGAGGCUCGGGGCGCCCUGACCAGCGAGGCCGUGGCCUGUUGCCGGAAGCUGCGGAGCCGGUCCACCUGGCUGACAGAUGUCCUAGAAAACCGUGACCCCUUGGUCACAGAGUUCAUCAACCAGGGCAUCCAGGACGUGAAUGCGGAGGCACCCUCGGAGGGCGCCAAGAUCAUUAAGUGGGUCGUUCUAGACAGCGAUUUCUCUGUUGGCGGUGGGGAGCUCGGGCCCAUGUCCAAACUGAACAGGGCCAUUGUGACGAAGAUAUACCAGGAGGACAUCCAGAAGUUCUACGAGAUAAGCACCUAG
This is a messenger RNA of Microtus oregoni (creeping vole), 2031 nucleotides long. Its product is annotated as long-chain-fatty-acid--CoA ligase ACSBG2-like. Bases 1 to 2031 code for a protein of 676 amino acids. Gene Ontology annotation, cellular component: membrane; endoplasmic reticulum. The transcript has 13 exons. Gene Ontology annotation, molecular function: long-chain fatty acid-CoA ligase activity. The record is from RefSeq and is a predicted model, not a curated record. Lineage: Eukaryota; Metazoa; Chordata; Mammalia; Rodentia; Cricetidae.